Symbiodinium necroappetens is the source of this 1080-nucleotide messenger RNA. NCBI's taxonomy places the organism in Eukaryota, Dinophyceae, Suessiales, Symbiodiniaceae. The record is from the annotation of a GenBank genome assembly.
AUGAAGUUCUGUGCCGUUCUGGCCGCUUUUGCCGCCCUGGCCUCUGUGGGCCAGGGCCGCACCGCACUUCGCACGGGACGAUCCCGGGCCCAAGCGUUGCGCGCCGAGGAGGAAGAAAACCCUUGCCCUGGAGGACAGCCGAAUCGCUACCCCUCCGGGCUUGACAAGAGCUACACGAUCAUUGGCAAGAACAAGCUGGAUUCCAUUUGGGACACUACGAAGCUGCGUGAGGCCUUGGCCAAGGAGGAGCAAUGGAAGAUCGGUCAGCCGUGGAUCCUCAAGGCGACGUUCACGAACAACGGGCCCACCAGCCGCAGCUUCGGCUUCCAGGGCGGCGAGGACAAAGGCUUUUUGGACAUCGUGGUGCCUGCCGGCUGCGUGGAUUGCGUCCUAAGCACACAGGCCCGGGUCUUGUCCUCGGCUCAACACACGGAGUUCCAGUACCGAGACGACAAGCCCUUCACCAACGGUGAGGUCACCAUGAGCGGCAUCUGUCUGACUCCCCAGGUGUGCAAGGGCUUCAAGUGCCCCCAUCCGCUCACGCAGAAGCUCAAGGGCGAUGAGGCUUUCGGGUGGUCAGAGAGUGCUUGCUGCGAGCCCAGGUUCUGCAAGGAUGAGGUCACUUGCUCACCGACGAGCCAGUGGGAACCCCGCAAGGACUUCGACACCCGCAUGGGCUCCACCCCGCAGGCUUGCUGCACGGCCAAGUUCUGCCCUUCGGAUUUCUGCGACAACAUCACGGGUUGGGAGAAGCACCCGGCGACGGGUCUGAAAGGAAGCAGCAAGGAGGAGUGCUGCAUCCAGAAAGAGUGCAUGGAUUGGACUUGCUCCGACGUCAACAUCAUGAAGAAGAAGUCCAUCACCGUCAUCGACCAGUCGACGGGCAAGGAGACCACCCUCAAGGGCUGGAGCGAUGUGGAGUGCUGCGAGGAGCACCACUGNNAGUCCCUUUGGAAGCUCAAAGACAAGCCUGCAGAGAUCCGUGGAGUGCAUCUCGAGGACUGCUGUGACCCCCUGCUGUGCUCCGACUUCACUUGUCCCAAGAACACCGAGUGGAGGCCCAAAGUCCAGUCAGCCGAG